AUGGUUGCACGAUUCACAUCCAGAGCUGCCUGGCAGGCUGUCGCCUCGGCCACAAUUCCACGGAGCCUGGCCCAGACUAGGGGCUUUGCGAGCACUUUGCAGAGAGAAGAAAAAAGGACUGCCAUCAUCACUGGUGCGAGCCGCGGAAUCGGCAAGUCCAUUGCUCUCCGUCUGGCUCGAGACGGAUACGAUCUAUGCAUCAACGACGUCGAAGCAAACAAGCAAGGCAUUGACGAUGUCGUCUCCCAAGUCAAGUCUGCUGGUGUCAACGCUAUUGGCGCUGUUGGCGACGUAUCGGAUCUCUCGCAGGUUGAAGCUGUCAUUCAGAAGAGCGUCAAAAAGCUUGGCCCCUUGAACACGAUGAUCGCGAAUGCCGGUAUCGCCCAAGUCAAACCAUUGCUGGACCUGACUACAGAAGACUUUGAACGAAUGUUCAGAAUCAACGUGUUCGGUGUACAGAAUUGCUAUAGCGCUGCGGCACGACAAAUCAUCUCGCAGGGCAACGCCACGGCCGAGGCACCUUGUAAGAUGAUAGCUGCAGCUUCGAUUGUUGCCUUCAAGCCAUUCGCUCUGCUUUCCCACUACUCGGCGUCCAAGUGGGCUGUCAGAGGCCUCACGCAAGCGUAUGCAAUGGAGAUGGCUGAGCAUCACAUCACGGUGAAUUCCUAUGCUCCGGGCAUUGUCGGCACGGCCAUGUGGGAUCUUAUCGACGAGGAGCUGGGUAAGAAACGUGGCAACGACCUAGGUCAAGUGAUCAAGAAGGGCGAAACAAUCAAGAAGUAUACGGAUGAGUUGAUCGCACUGGGUAGAGUGUCUGUGCCGGAAGAUGUGGCCAAGCUCGUUUCCUUCCUUGCCAGCCAUGAUUCGGACUAUGUGACAGGCCAGUGUCAGGUAGUUGAUGGCGGCAUCAUUUUCACGUAG
This is a messenger RNA of Aureobasidium subglaciale EXF-2481, 921 nucleotides long. RefSeq lists its product as uncharacterized. The record is from RefSeq and is a predicted model, not a curated record. NCBI's taxonomy places the organism in Eukaryota, Fungi, Ascomycota, Dothideomycetes, Dothideales, Saccotheciaceae. Bases 1 to 921 code for a protein of 306 amino acids. The transcript has 3 exons. Gene Ontology annotation, molecular function: oxidoreductase activity, acting on the CH-OH group of donors, NAD or NADP as acceptor.